Messenger RNA from Globicephala melas (long-finned pilot whale), 3491 nucleotides. RefSeq names its product H-2 class I histocompatibility antigen, Q10 alpha chain-like. NCBI's taxonomy places the organism in Eukaryota, Metazoa, Chordata, Mammalia, Artiodactyla, Delphinidae. Gene Ontology annotation, cellular component: external side of plasma membrane. Gene Ontology annotation, biological process: immune response. The record is from RefSeq and is a predicted model, not a curated record.
AUGGGCUACCUCAGUGACAACCAAGGUGAUGGUAGCCAGCACUCCCCCACAGAAGGAGGCCUGUUUACCAUCUUCCUUCCUCCUUCCUCCCCUCAAAGCUCUCAGGCCAGAGCAGUGAAGACCUUAUUGGUAGAUGAAACUUACCCAAAGGUUGUGAAGGCACUCUCCCGCCCGGACCCCGGCGAGGGACGCGUCCUACUGUCGGACGGCGGCCGGCGUUGGCACGAGGCCCCUGCCCCACAGCUGAAGACGGACUCCACCGGGACCGGCACCCUGGGGCAGCGCGUGAGGCUGCCGAUCAGGCGGCCGCAGAGUCCCGGGAGUGCGCGGGACCGGCAGUCGCCGCUGCCACCACCGCUGCUGCUGCUGCUGCUGCUGUCGGGACUGGUGCGGGAGGGCGCAGCAGAGAGUCCCUGGGGGCUGCCCUUGGUGGCCGAUAGCCCGGCGGCCAGGGCAGAGGUGGUGAUGGCAGAACUGGCACACCUGAAGUUGGAAAAGAAGCCAUGGCCUACAGGGACACACUCGCUCCACUACUACUACCUGACCCUAUCAGAGCCAGGCCCAAGCCUCCCUAAGUUUCUGGCUGUAGGCUACGUGGACGACCAGCCCUUCAUCCGGUUUGACAGUCGUGUGGGCAAGGCUGAGCCCCAGGCCCCGUGGAUGACGCCGAUGGAUGCCCAGUACUGGGAGACGGAGACCAGGAAGCAGGAGAAAUGGGCGGAGGUGCAGCAGGUGGAGAUGUGGACGGUGAUGGGCUACCACAACCACAGCAGCGGGAUGCACAGUACUCAGCGCAUGUUCGGCUGUGAGAUCCAGGAAGACGGCCGCUACAGGGGCUUCUGGCAGUUUGGCUACGAUGGGCAGGACCACCUGUCGCUGGACCUGGAAACCCUGAGCUGGGUGUCAGCUGAACCCGUGGCCAUGCGGACCAAGCACUGGUGGGAGACAGAGCGCUGCUACGCAGAGUACGACAAGGCCUACCUGGAAGGCCCCUGCCUUGCCUCUCUGCACAGAUACCUGGAGCUGGGAGGCCAGAGAUUCAGCCGGAGAGAGCCACCCACAGUGCGGAUAACAGAGCACUCGGCCAAGGAUGGCGGCACCAUCCUGAGGUGCUGGGCCCUGGGCUUCUAUCCACCCAACAUCUUGCUGAGCUGGUGGCUGGGGGAGAAGGAACUGGACUCCGAGUGUGCGGAGACACGCCCCAGUGGGGACGGCACCUAUCAGACGUGGGCGGCUGUGUGGGUGCCGGCGGGGAAGAAGGCCCAGUACACCUGCCGCGUGCAGCACUCCAGCCUGAACCACACGCUCACUGUGUCCUGGGAGUCCUCUCAUCCUGGACUUACUGCUGUGGUUAUCUCCCUCAUCCUGGUCUUGCUGGUGGUUGUUGGUGGUGUGACCUUGACCAAGUGCAUUCAAGCCAGAAAUAAGGAAUCUUACGAGCAAGCCUCAGGUGGAGAGGACCCCCAUAAUUCCCAAAGCCCAGCAAGAGCAGGGGCUACUCCACUCAUCUGCUGACUGAAGGUCACCGUCACAGAUCAAGGAGGUGUUUUGUGGGGUGUUUGGGGACCUGAAGGCCCCCGGCACUGGCUGGCUGGUAUGAAAUCUGACUGUGAAGGGCCCACCCCACCCCGAAACUGAGGCGUCCUCACCCCUAACAGUCUUGUUACAAGUGGUCUGUGCCACUAGGAUGGCUUUGCCAUCUUCCUGAAGUCCUUUUAAAAGUCUAAUUAUUUCCUGUUCCGGGGACGGGGAGAAGGGCAGUAGUAAUUCCUCAGAUUGUUUUACACGUGACAGUUUGCAGAAUGGUUUCAUGUUAAGUGUAAAUCCCACUUGAGCUUCUCAGGCACCCUGUGAGAGUUUGGCUAUGUUAUUCUCAUUCCCACUUCCCGAACGUGAAAACCAAGGGUCUGGGCAGUCAGGGAAGAACCAGAACAAUAGUCAAAGAGUUACAGGGGCAGCAUCCUUCAUGCACCUGCUAGCGUCAGCAAGAAAUGGCUGAAUGCCUGCCUCAUUUAUAAGCGUGUUCUUUUAUGUAUGUCUGAUCCGCUUUUGGGAAGAUUCGAGUGUUGGGGCUGUGAGGGUGUAGGGGAGGCGGCAAGGGUGGGAACAUGUGUAUGUGAGGGUGUGUGGGUGUGUAUGUGUGAGGGCGAGAGGAUAUAGGGUGUAUGUGAGGGUGAGUGUGUAUGUGGUGUGUGGGUGUCCUUGUGUAUAUGAGGAGAAGCUCAGAGAGACAGGUGCCUGGGGGCCUGUUCGUUGGUCCCAGGCAGCUGGAGGAUGAGAAACAACACAGGCCAUAUUUUCCAUUAUUUCCUGUCCUUUUGAAUGAUUUGAAUUUUUGCAAUAAGCACGUGUUACUGUUACAAUAAGGGAAAGACCCCUUUUCGCUGUGUCCUGUGGAAAUGCUUGUGAAGGAUAUGUCUGGAGAAGGCCCAGCCUCACCUUUGCAUCUGCAGUGGAGCAGAAACCCCACGUCUCCUCUGUGAACAAGAAUCCAGUCUCACGGCCAUUUGAUGUGCUAAGGGGCUGGGACUCCAGAGCCCUGGCAGAGAGAGGGAGUGCUCACAAAGGACACAAGGCCAGACCCCUCCCAGGGCACCCUCUGCCUCCCCUUCAGCUGACCCCAAGGUGUGACAGAGCCUCCUGUGGGGACUUUUGAAACCUCCGUGUCUGCAGCCCUGGGAGGCUCCAAGCCUGAGGAUGUGAACGACUGUAAUACUAGAAAAAGAUUCAGCCUGCCCUGGUGGCCUGCAGGACCUCAGCAGUGAGCUUGUAAUUAUCAGAUUGUCCUGAAGACGUGUCUUAAAUGUCUGUCUUUCUCAGUGAUGUUGUCAUGUUCCAUAUACGCUGAGCAAACCACAUACUAAGCAGGGUUCUGAGCACUGUACUGUAUACUAAGCUGUUUAAUCCUCAAAGCACACCUGUGCGGGAGAAUUAAUACUCCUGUGCUGCAGGUGAGGAAACUGAGGCCCAGGGUCCCGCAGCUGGUUCAUGCCAGAGCUGGGAUGUGAGGCCAGGUAGUCUGGCCACUGCACCAAAAGUCUCAAUGACAACUGUGCUGUUCUGUAAAUAGGCAAGCAAGUAUAGGUCUGCAAUCCCUUAUCUGCAAUUCUGAAAUCCAAAAAAAACGCCGAAAGCCAGAAGUUUCUUCCUAACUUUGUCAUCAUAACUUGACCUGGGGGACUUUCCUGGUGGUCCAGUGGUUAAGGAUCUGCCUUCCAAUGCAGGGGACAUAGGCUCAAUUCCCGGUUGGGGAACGAAGAUCCCACAUGCCGCGGGGCAACUAAGCCCAUGAGCCACAACUACUGAGACCGUGUGCCACAAUUAGAGAGCCUGUGCACCACAACUACUGAGUCUGCUCGCUCUGGAACCUGCCCACCACAACUAGAGAGAAUCCUGUGUGCCACGAGGAAAGAUCCCGUGUGCCGUAACUAAGACCCAACGCAGCCAAAAAUAAAUAAAUAAAUAUUAAACUAAAACUAAAAAAAAAAAAA